CUGACAUUUUUAUGGAUUCCAAGUUCUCUAACUGCAUGAUGAAAAAAAAGAAAUGUAAUUGGAGGGGCGAUCUCUCGCUGGGUAAAUAAGAUCUUUAUAGCUUAUAAAGAAUCUCCUUCCUAGAGCAGAGCUCAUUUGAUUCUGUGAUGUCUGUUGAGGCUGACCAACCAACAAGCAAUAGAAUUUCAACUUGUGAAGUCACCAGAGUUCGGCAAUUUAUUCAAAAGUUGGAAACUUCAAAGAGGAUGAAGCGAGAUUUGCGAUGGGAUGCAAUUGAGUCGAUCAGCUUCUCAGAUAGAGAGUCAGAGAUUGGAAGCUUUACUGACAGUGAUGAUGAUGAUGCUUGGGAUGCUCCUACCCCAUUAGAUCCAGACACCAUCUCACCUAAUGUCGGUAAAAACGUGGAUGAUUCGCCAGAGAGUUCAGCACCUGUGGAGAAGGAGAUUAUAGACUCUCCAGCAAGCCCGGACCUCGAGUCUCCAGAGAGUUCAGCACCUGUGGAGAAGGAGAUUGUAGACUCUCCAGCAAGCCCAGACCCCGAGUCUCCAGAGAGUCCACCACCUGAGGGGAAAGGUUUGGGUGAUCUUCCAAGCCCAUCAUCAGACAGCUCGAUGAUGGUUGUGGAAGACUCCGAUUCAAUGGAGAUAGAUCCACCUGAUUCUACUAUAUCAGAGGUAGCACCAGUGAUUCCAGCGAAUAUUGAGACUGCACUAAGUAAUUCGGCGGAUGACACAGAACCAUUUGUUCGAGUGGGGGAAACUGUCUGCCCACCAGCAGAUGACUCAGAUGAUGAUGUGGAACCUGUUCGAAUUUUGGUACCUGAAGAAUGGGAAGGUGUGAUGCCAGAAAGGGCUAUGAAGAAGAAGCUGAGAGAUAUCAUCAAUAGUCAUUAUAAAGUUGGCGCAUCUUUUGUCACAAUGGGAGAAGUUCGAGCCAAGCUGAUCUUCUGUCCUCACGGGAAUAUUUUCUUUCGACCAAUGGGAUCAUUUAAACAUCCCAAGCGAUGGUCAACCAAUAUUAAAAUCUAUUCAGAGUUGUAAUUUCCGAGGGAAAAUUAUUUUGAAAAAGUGUCUUCUACCACCUGAUAAUUAAACAGUGAAAAAUGUUAUUACUUACGCUUCAUGAUUUUUUAAAUUUAUAAUAUUAAAAUGUUCAAGUGACGAAUUGGAAAAUAUCGCUGUAAUCAUCUAUGCUUUGAAGACUGUAAUAUUAUUCCGUCAAAAUAUCUAUGCAUAUAUAUGUAUUGAAUAAAUCAGAGUUUGCGCGCCAGACACCCAGAGUGAUACAGACAACAUUUGGAGGCUUGGAGGCCUGAGUGACAGAGCGAUAGCGGAAGAGUGGCGAUGGUGCGGCGAGAGGCCCAACGUUGUCUUGACGUCUCGCUUCUUUAGUACGUUGAGUUGAAUUGACGCAACAAUGAAACUUGAAGUGUACGUUUUCCCGGAUCCCGAAAUGAGGCAGGAGUGGGAGGAGGACGAUGGGAGAAUGGAGGAAUGGUGACUGGGGGAAGUGGAAAAAUUGGGGGAGAAUCUCCUCUGAUACUUCCCCCUAAUCGCCAGACUCGAGAUACCCAUGGACUUGGUCGUCGAGUUCAUGGCGUACCUUGGCGAGAAUUUUUAUGCUAAUAAGGAAGCCCGGCUUCACCAAUUGUUGAGGGAGUUCUUCGACUCUUGAACUGCGUUUGGUGGGACGGGAGGAAGAGGCGCGUGAGAUGUGGCCUCACACGCACGCACGCUUUGCAGCGGCAGCUGUCAUGAUUCUGGAUGCUCAGGAUUGUGGAUCAGGAUUGUGGAUCAAGAGGAUCGCCCUGUGAAUUUCCGCAGCGAAGGGGGAAAAGUUGGUUGCAGUUAUAAAAGUACGAACUCAUGUCGGCAAGCGAACAGUCGUCGAGUGCAUCUCACGAAGCUGACAUCGCAGAACGUCAAGUUCCUGCGGAUUCUGGGACGAAGAAUUCGUGGAAAAGGAGGAAAGUGAAGGUUCGCUGUGUCUUCAUCGCCUGCUGUUACUGUCACCUGCCAUGGAAGAGAUCCUGAAUAUUCAGAAGCGGAUAAUCUUUUUUGAGUCCCUUGCUCAUUAUGAGAUUUGAUCGCACCAACCAUUUGCAUCGUCUUCCUUCAGCAACAAUGACCAAAUCUGUAUUUCCGUACAACACCAGGAUCUCUAUGUACUGUCAUUCAAAAGUUCAUUACACAUUUGUGGUAGAUUGACGAAAGCUGAUAAUACACUCGUUGCAAAUACACAACUUGUGAAUAAUGCAGCCUGUCAUUUAUUCGAAGAAAUACGCUAUGAAUUGAAUUCUGUGGAAAUCGAUAGGUGUAUAAAUGUUUGUUUGACGACUAAUUAAUGAAAAAUUACAUCUCUCAGAGUCCUAGCCAGAAAUAUCUCAUGGAAAAUGCGGGCUGGG
Fopius arisanus is the source of this 2404-nucleotide messenger RNA. RefSeq names its product hepatoma-derived growth factor-related protein 2-like. The coding region runs from base 147 to 1040 and encodes 297 amino acids. Lineage: Eukaryota; Metazoa; Arthropoda; Insecta; Hymenoptera; Braconidae. The record is from RefSeq and is a predicted model, not a curated record. The transcript is spliced from 5 exons.